Molecule: messenger RNA, 3534 nt
Organism: Penicillium verhagenii
Lineage: Eukaryota; Fungi; Ascomycota; Eurotiomycetes; Eurotiales; Aspergillaceae
Exons: 2
Coding region: 1-3534 (1177 amino acids)
Biological process (GO): regulatory ncRNA-mediated post-transcriptional gene silencing; negative regulation of RNA catabolic process
Cellular component (GO): catalytic step 2 spliceosome
Source: RefSeq, a predicted model, not a curated record
AUGAAAGACCCUGACCCCAAGAACCAGGAAAAAAACUCCAUCCCAAAAUUUGGCAGCUUCAAGCUUCCUUCAUCUACUACUGAUACAGUAGAUACCGCCAAUCACCGCCCGCGAAGAGAUUCUGACCGUACUGAUCAUACUAAGUCUCGAUCAUCUCGGCGAUCUGACAGAAGUCUGCAUGAGAGAUCGUCUGGUCGCCAAUCUCGCUCACGAUCGCCCACACUCCAACAAGUUCGAAAAUAUCCCGAGUCUGCUGCUUCCAAGACAUCUUCCACCCAGCGACGUGAUCGUCAAUCCCGCUCACGUCAUAGUCAUCGCGAUCUAUCCAAAGAUCGUCGGCAUUCAAGACAGCGCGCCGAGUCUAACGAACACAUCCUGUCCUCUAGAAAGCGCCUACCUAACAAACACGAUCUGCCCACUGAACAAAUUCGAUCUACCGAAUCUAGCGGAAUCCAACAUGGUUUACUCCCCGACCGAAACAAUCUUGCGGUCGGCACGCCGACAUGGGCGCAGGUCUCAACCACAACCAAGGAUUCGUCCUUAGACUCCUCUGUUGAAUUUGUCCUUGAUACCAAGGGUGUUGGAAAUACCGUGUGUGUGACAGGGGACCACUGGAAUCCCCAACGUUACCGCCGAUUCGGUGGGGGCUUUGUCCUUGGUCUUGGCCGAACACACAGGAUUGAACGUGGCCAGUCUUAUGAAGACGAUAUAGUUUUGCGCCCUUGUACGAUUGCAGAUUCAUCAAUCAAAGGGAGAGAGGACCGUCUCUUUGCUGGAGAAGAUAAGAACUUAUCUGGAGGCCAUUUGCUACCCCCGCCCGAGUACCGUAUUCAUGGCUCGGCUGCCAAUUUGCUUCAGCCUGACGAAGAUUUUGUUUUCAUUGACGGAGAGGAUUUGGUCCCAUCAGACACGGAACAGACCACUGAACAAGUCGAUGUCGAUGCCGAAAGCAAAACCCGAAAUGCAACACUAUGGAAGGAAGUUGAAAAUAAGCCGCAGGAUAUCGAUGCAUGGCUUAAGUUUAUUGAUCACCAAGAUAUUUUAAUCCUAGGAUCAAAAGAGGAUUCCCAUUGCUUCACGCGCGAUGAAAGAACCAGCCUUGCCGAUGUGAAGCUGUCCUUAUAUCGAAAAGCUCUCACGAGUGCCAGCAACAGUCCCCACAGAGACCGUCUUUUGCUAGGCAGGCUGCAAGCCGGGGCCCAAUUGUGGGAUUCUGAAAAGCUGUUGACUCAGUGGGAAAAAACUCUUCUUGAAAAUCCCGAAUUCAUUAGUCUAUGGGUCAAGUUCCUGGACUUCUGUCAAACUGACUCGCCAAAUUUCACCUUUGGGGAGUGCGUCGCUACUCACGAAAAGUACUUGAGGCAUGUUUCAUCCCUGAUCCCACUUCGACCCAAGAUGGUUCAGGUUCUGGUUUAUAUAUUCCUUCGCCUCACCCUUCUCUUUCGGGAAGCAGGAUAUAACGAAAUUGCAGUCGGUCUCUGGCAGGCUGUGCUUGAAUUUUGUUGUUUCAAACCCGAAUCCCUCGUCGACUCUGACGAAAUUUUAUCCUCAUUUCGCCAGUUUUGGGAUUCAGAAGCACCCCGUAUCGGGGAAGAUGGAGCAAAGGGCUGGAGCAAUAACACAAGCUCAGGUCCGGAUCCCACCACUACAAAUUAUUCGUCCAAUGUUCAAUUUCCGCCCGAUGUGGCAUCUUGGAUAGAAGCGGAAAGGGAACGAAUCACUGAAUCCCAAUUGCCAUGGCGCAGCUUAGAUGGAUCAACUCCAAACGUUGACGAUCCACUCAAAGUAACGCUCUUUUGUGACAUCGAUCACAUACUGCCGCUUUUCUGUAAUUUGACCCAGUCAGAUGAGCUGCUUGAUGGUUUUUUGUACUUCAGCCAGUUGCCACACUUGACAUUUCCGAGCAACAUCCAGACAACCCGAGUUUGGGGAUGGGACAACCUUCUAAGAAACGAGUUUGUGGCAGAUCAUCGGCUUGGCCUUUCUUCUUGGAUCCCGCCUCGCGACGAGGAGACCAAAAAGCCACCAAAGCCUUUCCAUUAUCCCCUUCAGAACUUUUUGCAUACAACUGAGACUCUUUUCGCUUCGCCUGAUACUUGGUUCUACUCAUUUCAGUGGUGGGAAAAAUCCCGUUCUUUUAAACCACCUCUUAAGGCCCAUCAGUUGGCACUGCGUGCGUUACGAGCCUUGGUAGAUCGACAUUCGGAUGAUGAUGAGCUUGUGGAAUAUGCUUUAGCGUUGGAGUUUGCAUUUGACCCCGCCAUCGGCAAAAAGAGUGCCAAGAAAAUUGUGAAGAAGAGGCCAUCAUGCUUGAGGUUAUGGAAUGCAUUGGCUUUGAUGGAGUCAAGAAGUGAGGGCGAUGAAAGCAAAAACAAAGCGAAUGGUAUUUGGGCGACCGCUCUUUCAAUGAGCUCUGGUUUUACACAACCCGAGGGAAAGGUGGAUCGCGUCAUUCUUUGGCAAUCUUGGAUUUGGCACUUUGUGGAAAGAGGCGACAUGGCCCAAGCUUUGUAUCUCCUACACCACAUUACCGAUGAAAAGGUCGAUCCGGAGCAAAUCCCGAGUCAGUCGACGUUCUUCAAUCCCACCGCAACUGUCAAGAUACAGAAAUUCCUGCGAGAAUGCCAGGAAAAGGCUUUGGCGGCCCGAAGAGCUCAGGCAUACGUUGCCUACACCGAUUGCUUAGGCCUUACUUUUUACGUCGGAAAGUGGCCGUUCUUAUGCUCCUUGGAUGUCUACGAUAACGCUGUUCUGCAACUUAAGCAGCUAGCUGAAGACCAAGAGGCCUUCAAGGCUUUCACGGCAGAAUUACUCCAUCAAGCCCGGGCAAGGGUUAUAUAUAACUGCAUGUGCAAAAAAGAGCAAAUAUACAGCCCCAUGGAAUUCCGGGCGCUCUGUCAGGAGAGCAUAACUCUCUUUCCCCAUAACACGAUUUUCCAGUCGAUGUGCAUGUGGAACGAGUUCAACAUAAUCCAGCUCGAUAGGCUUCGAGAUGUGUACAAGAUGACCAAGGGUGGUAUGGACAGCCAAUACCAACAGGGCAAUGCCUCCUCGCCCGUCAUCCCUCCUCAACUUGUGCCAAUCUCAAGCUAUCUCCUGCCGAUCUGGAUUGAGCUCGUGAGCCCGCGACCAAAUGGCCCCGUCAAUUGGAACGUACGUCCAGCCUUUGAGAGGGCCCUAGGCGAGGUUCUUGACCCUGCAUCAUUCAGAGGCGGAGUUGCUGUACGGAGCCGCUUCGGCGUUGACAGUGCUAGAUCGAACCUCACGAUUUGGAAGCUGUACAUGCUCUAUGAGCGUUACCAUGCUAAAGACCUCCAAGCUGCCAAGGCCGUGUUAUUCCGCGCGAUCCGUGCGUGUCCCUGGUCAAAGGAGCUGAUCAUGUUCGCCUUUGAACACCUUCGCGAUGGUAUGCCAGUUUCAUCCGGGGUAGACACCCUCAACGGCGAUGGCCUGAAGGAUGACGAGCUACGUCGAUUAAUCCUCGUCAUUGAUGAGAGACAGCUUCGGCUGCAUAUCAAUCCAUUAGAUGAAUGA